AUGAGGCUAAAUAUUUAUAGUGCAUUUUUUUUUUUAUUUUUACUUUUGUCCUGCCCUUCUAAUAGCAUGAAUAACAAGAUGGAAGAAAAGCGAAAAAUAAGGAAUGAGCCAAGUGCUGUAACAAUAGAAAUUCUUCCACCUGAUGAUGACAAUGAUACUUUUGAGCUAAAUGAUUACUUAUUAUAUGAGUUUCUAGAUAACAACAAUAAUAAUGAUAAUAAUAGUGAUAAUAAUAAUGAUAAUAUUAAUAGUAAUAAUAUUAAUAGUAAUAAUAUUAAUAGUAAUAAUAUUAAUAGUAAUAAUAUUAAUAGUAAUGUGUAA
Molecule: messenger RNA, 321 nt
Organism: Plasmodium malariae
Lineage: Eukaryota; Apicomplexa; Aconoidasida; Haemosporida; Plasmodiidae
Product: conserved Plasmodium protein, unknown function
Exons: 1
Coding region: 1-321 (106 amino acids)
Source: RefSeq, a predicted model, not a curated record